Molecule: messenger RNA, 983 nt
Organism: Pelagomonas calceolata
Lineage: Eukaryota; Pelagophyceae; Pelagomonadales; Pelagomonadaceae
Source: the annotation of a GenBank genome assembly
GACACACUAGGCUCGAACACAAAAUCGCGCUUUAUCGUGCCGUGAGGGCGCAGGAGUUGGCACAACGAGCGACCAACAACGCUGCUUAAUCCCUAGAACGCGCCGCGCCGCGAGACGCUGCGCCGCACAAGAGCUAGGGCCCUGAGAGGCAAAUAGCUCUCAGAGCUUCCGCGGGAGAACGAGGUGAAUCCGUGCCAAACACGAUGCGGGCACACCUCUUCUGUGCGCUUGCCACGGCCGGAGCCCUGAGCACGAACAACCUGCGGGACGCGCGGUUCAGCUGCAGCAUCGUCGGCGACUCGCUCCUCGCCGGGCUCGUCGCGGGCGGCGAGGGCGGCUUCGAGCCCGUGGCUAAAGUGGUGGUGAAUGAGCUGAAGAAGCUCAUCCUGACGCCUGUGGAUAUUCGGGUCUCGGCCGAGCCGCUCCGGACCGCGGGACAGGUCGAGGUCGCGCUAAGCGAGGAGUUAAAAUCAAGGACUCCCGGAGCCGUCGUGAUCCUGGCGGGCACGAACGAUUUGUGGAGAUGCGAUGCUGACGCGACCUUCAAGUCGCUGAAGCGCAUGUACGAAAAUUGUGCCAAGGCGGGCGUGCGUCACGUCGUCGGCAUCACGCUCCCACCCUUCACGGCCGACGCGACGCAGUGGUUCUCGAUCGUGGACCUGCCGCAGCGCAUCGAGGCGACGCGAUCAGCCGUGAACGACAACAUACGAGACGCGGCGCCCGUGCUGCUGGACCUGGCUGCGGACGCGGAGGCCGACGCGGCGACGUACGUCCAGCCCGACGGCAUCCACUUCACGCGCGCGGGCUACCGGGCGCUGGGGUUGCGCGUCGCGGAGACGCUCGAGGAAGCGUUGAUCGGACGCAAGGCGCCGCCGCGGACGGCGAUCUACCCCGGCUUGAAGAAACCACCACCGGCGCGGUGAUUUCCUCUCCCUCCCUUCCUGUGUGGUCUUGGCACCGCUGUAAUUAUGAUGUUAGCUUUG